Molecule: messenger RNA, 2492 nt
Organism: Salpingoeca rosetta
Lineage: Eukaryota; Choanoflagellata; Craspedida; Salpingoecidae
Product: MC family transporter
Exons: 9
Coding region: 393-1262 (289 amino acids)
Source: RefSeq, a predicted model, not a curated record
GCACUCUCGGUGUGGUGGCAGAGGUGUUUUGCUUGCUUGCCUUCUUGCCUUCUCUUCGUGCCAGCCGUGCUUGUUGUGCUUGUGGUGUGUGCUCCUCCAACCGCCCAAACGAACCAGCAACACGCGCCAACCACGAGCAUGUGCUUGCCGUUGUUUGGGUGACAUGAAUGCAGCCAUCUCGUGCUUCUUGCUUGCUUGCCAUUCUCUUUUCCUGCCUCACCUUGUUACUUCACAUCACCUUUUGUCUGCACCAUCCGUCGUCAUUUCAUCGUCGUCCUCCAGACCAAGCCAAAAGGAUAAGCUAGAGACAGUUCCCCAGUGACUCGUUGCUGUUGACAGACCAACACCCACACACACACACACACACACGCACACACGACUCGCAAACAACGAUGGCAACCAAGGAUACCUCAACCCCACCCUCGGUCCAGGAGGUGCUUGCCAAGGCAGGCAAGCGCGCUCUUGGCGGCGGUGGCGCCGGCGCUGCAGCCAUGGUCACUCAAGUGUGCACCCUCAUGUGGCUGCGCACCACAAUGAACUACCAGUACCGCUAUGGCACCAGCACCCCCGCUGCCAUCAAGGCGCUUUACAAGCAGGGUGGCGUGCUGCGCUUCUACCGGGGCAUUGGGCCAGCGCUGCUGCAGGGACCGCUGUCGCGAUUUGGCGACACGGCGGCCAACACGGGCAUCCUCACGCUGCUCGACUCGUACGAGAGCACGCGCUCGCUCCCCGUUGCCGUGAAGACGGUGGCUGCAUCUGGCACUGCCGCCCUUUGGCGCGUCGUCCUCAUGCCCAUCGACACGCUCAAGACCGUCAUGCAGGUUGAGGGUCACGAUGGCAUGACCAAGCUCCGCGCAAAGCUCAAGGCUGGUGGCCCGCGCGUGCUGUACCACGGCUCCCUCGCUGCGCUCUCUGCCACGUUUGUGGGCCACUUUCCCUGGUUUGCCACGUUCAACUACCUCAACGCCACCAUCCCAGAGGCAGAGGACAAGUGGGCGAAGCUUGCCCGCCGCGCCGCCAUUGGGUUCUGCUCGUCUGUCAUCUCCGACACCACCAGCAACUCCAUCCGUGUGACCAAGGUCACCAAGCAGGCGCACACGAAGCCCAUCACGUAUGUACAGGCGGUGCGCGAGGUCAUCAGCAAGGACGGCGUCUCUGGACUCUUCUUCCGCGGUCUCGGCACCCGUCUCAUUGCCAACGGCAUGCAGGGCAUGAUGUUCACAGUUGUGUGGAAGGGCCUUGAGGAGCGCUUUACCAAGUAACCGCGACAUGACAGCCGCCAACCAACCACCCGCCCGUCCAUCCAUCCAUCCAUCCGUCCAUCCAUCCAUCCAUCCAUCCAUCCUCCAACAAGCCUUCUAUUCAUCAACAAGCCUUCUAUCCAUCAACGCUCCAUCCAUCCAUCACCACUCUUUCUUCCCUCAUUCACAGCUGCCCCGCAGUCCUUCCCUCCCCCACCCCUCUCUCGGACUCGGCUCGUCUCAUGUUCUCCCCCAAGUAUUCCCAUUCACAUUCACACUCCCAUUACCAUUUUCAUUUCAAGUUUCCAGCUCCGUUUUCACCCCCACCCUUCCACCACCAGACACAUACCAGCUUACCAAUCCUCUCCUCGUUAACCCCUUUGCUUGUCCCUUUCUCGUGUUCUGUUGAUGUCUUCCAUUCGUCUUCAGCGGUCUCCGCCUAGCAUGCCCGCAAACACGCAACCACACGCAAGCACGCACGCACACGCGUACGCACGUGCGCGUGUUGCGCUGCGCCACUCCAUGCACCGCCACCACCGCCCCCCUCUGUGCCACCCCCCUCCCGCCACACGAUUGUUACCACCAGUCUGUUGUAUCUACGAUGGCGCGUGUGGCAGGGAGGGGCGAGAGCACAACUCCCCGUAAUUUGCAGACACUUGCUUCCUCGUUAGAUUCAGACAAGACUCGUUUUGAUUGAUACAAUCGCAUCAGACCCCCAAUGAGGGGAAUGUUGUGGUGGCGGUGGCUGACACAUGGUGGUGCUGCGUGGCCUUGGUUCUGGGCUUUGUUUUGUCUUCCUUUGUGUUCUUUGUUUCCCCGAGUUGUUGUUAGUUUUGUGUCUGUCACUCCCUCCCUCCCCCCUCCCCUUUUGUUUCACAGGACCCGUACAAGCGCUGUUGCUGCCUUGAAAAUGGCACAGCGUGGUGGCGUGAUUGUCUGUCAGUCGAUUCCUUGUUUCUCAUACGCAUACGCUCACUAGUUGCACGCUCUCCUCUAUCGCUUCUGCCCAUGGCAUGUGUCUUGGCAGUUGUUUCUGUCAGCUGUGUUGUUCGCCCCCAGCUUGACUGUUGCGUUUCCCUUUCGUUGCCCCUGUUCACCCCUGACUGUGCUCGUGGUGUCCUGCUGUUCUUUGACAAACACACGCACACACGCACGCACGCAUGCACCUGGUGUCAAUCAACUCUGUUGUUUCUUCUCCCCCCUUUUUCGGCUUGGCUCGUUCAUGGCAGUGAAUAAAGACCUGGGUCUUGC